Molecule: messenger RNA, 276 nt
Organism: Caenorhabditis auriculariae
Lineage: Eukaryota; Metazoa; Nematoda; Chromadorea; Rhabditida; Rhabditidae
Source: the annotation of a GenBank genome assembly
AUGGCCAAGCGCACGAAGAAGGUCGGCAUCGUCGGAAAAUAUGGAACCCGCUAUGGUGCUUCUCUUCGUAAGAUGGUGAAGAAAAUGGAAGUAACUCAACACUCGCGGUACACCUGCUCGUUCUGUGGAAAGGAGGCCAUGAAGCGCAAAGCCGCCGGAAUCUGGGACUGCUCGAAGUGCCACAAGACUGUUGCUGGAGGAGCCUACGUUUAUGGAACCGUCACGGCCGCCACUGUCCGAUCAACCAUCCGUCGUCUUCGGGACCUUAAAGAAUAA